This is a messenger RNA of Aspergillus wentii DTO 134E9, 1353 nucleotides long. Its product is annotated as polysaccharide deacetylase family protein. Gene Ontology annotation, molecular function: hydrolase activity, acting on carbon-nitrogen (but not peptide) bonds. NCBI's taxonomy places the organism in Eukaryota, Fungi, Ascomycota, Eurotiomycetes, Eurotiales, Aspergillaceae. The transcript is spliced from 4 exons. The record is from RefSeq and is a predicted model, not a curated record. Gene Ontology annotation, biological process: carbohydrate metabolic process. Bases 280 to 1209 code for a protein of 309 amino acids.
GACUCCCAGAACCGGUUAUCUUCAUUAUCUCCAGCAUUUUUGGAGAUAUUCGCCCCCGCAAUGAGAAGGUGGGGAGUGAUAACAGCGAUCGACCUGAUUGGAAAUACACGGGAGGAACGAGGGGUUCGGUGAUCGGCUGCGGUAUGAAUUUAAAUAUCCCUCCUUCUCUAGACAAUCGACUGGCUUGCAAUUAGCAAAGGCUCUUGUCCUCGUUACUUCGCGCAAUUCCGAUUAAGAAUCCCUUCCUUCCAGCCUCUGUACAAUAUCAUCGCCAAAACGAUGGGAAAGAAGCGCGUUCUCAUCACCUACGGAGUUGAUGUCGACGCUGUCGCAGGAUGGCUCGGUUCCUACGGUGGAGAAGAUUCAACCAGCGACAUUAGUCGAGGUGUCUGGGCGGCUACCGUUGGUACACAGCGUGUUCUAAAGCUCUUCGAAAAGUACGGAAUCAAGUCGACAUGGUUUAUCCCUGGUCAUUCGUUGGAGUCCUUCCCCAAGGAGAUGGCAGCUAUUCGCGAUGCAGGACACGAAAUUGGGUUGCAUGGUUAUUCUCACGAGAACCCGAAGGAUAUGACUCUGGAACAACAGCGGGAUAUUUUGGAUAAGACAUACCGGAUGCUCACUGAGUUUGCUGGAAAGCCUCCUCGAGGAAGUGUGGCUCCAUGGUGGGAAACCAGCAAAGAAGGUGCCCAGUUACUUCUCGACUAUGGAAUUGAAUACGAUCACAGCAUGAGCCACGAAGAUUGUCAAGCAUACUACCUCCGAACAGGCGAUACAUGGACAAACAUCGACUACACCAAGAAGGCAGAGGAAUGGAUGAAGCCCAUGGUUUUCGGACAGGAGACAGGGCUUGUUGAGAUUCCUGCCAAUUGGUACAUUGACGAUCUCCCGCCAAUGAUGUUCGUCAAGACAGCUCCCAACAGCCAUGGUUUCGUGAAUGCUCGCGAUGUUGAGGACAUCUGGCGUGAUCAUUUCGAUUAUUUCUACCGGGAAUAUGAUGAGUUCAUCUUUCCGAUUACGAUUCAUCCUGAUGUAUCUGGAAGACCACAUGCGCUUUUGAUGCAUGAAAGACUCAUUGAGCAUUUCAAAAAGCACGAAGGCGUCGAGUUCGUGACAAUGGAACAGGUCAGCGACGACUUCAAGAGCAAGAAUGCUCCUGCGGCUGGGGCACUUAUGCCAGCCAAACCAGGAGCUAUACUGGAGAAGAAUUAAGAUAGUUAUUGCUUUUUGUUUAUGGUUUAACGACUUGUAAAUGACAAUGUUUAGUAUUUUCUACUCCAACUGGUUGGGACAUUGAGUUAGCAUAUAUUACUACAUCAAAUUAUCAUAAGACUAUGAAUAUAUGAUCGGUAUGCU